AUGAGCUUUUUACAGAUGGGCCCCGGAGAUCUCAUAACAGCUGUUCAAGUCAUCUGGACUGUCUACGAAAGCAUCGCCGGUGGUGCUGCGAAAGACUUUAAUGAUUUCCUCGACGAAUUCCGCUCUAUCAAAGAUAUCCUAGAGAAACUCGAACAGGUCAAGGGCUCCACGUCAAAUGAUGGAGUGGAUUUGGGGGCCUUCUAUGAUCAAACACUCCAGGAAUGUGCCAAGUUUGUGGAUAACCACAAGAAGCUCGCGCAAAGCGAGUCUUCGACCGCGAGCACCUGGCCUCUGGAACGCGAUGAAGCCGAGAAGCUUCGUCGGAAACUGGAGCGCUGUCUGAAAAUCGCAACCCUAAAGUCGACGGAAGAAACCCGAGUGGCGGCCUUGAAAAUUAUCCGGGAAGCAGAGCAUAGUCGAGUUGAGAAUAUGGAAAUGCUCAAAUCAAUCAAGUACGAUGCUCUCAUCGGGGGUUACCAGGUACCUCUUAUGGCUCUGAAGCUGACAUCUUCCAGGACGAUGACCGCGCAGGUCUCCUCUCUUCUGCGGUGGUGUGUCCUUGAAGGCCCUGCAGAGGCCGAUGCCUUGAACUUGAUGCACAAUAUGCCCCAUCUUCACCAUCGAGCGAGACCCGCCCUUCCUGAGCCCGGCCAUGAAUUGCGCAUGAUCCCUGAGGAUGAGGAACUAUUCAUAUUUGAGCGCCAGGGGAGUCUUGAGAUAUUGGAUCGCAUACGAGAGACUUCUGAGCGACUGGAUAACCUAAUGAGGCGACUCAUGCCACACGAAACAUCGAGCCGGAAGAUGGAGCGAUACCAAUCUCCUAGUCGUGCAUACACACUGGAGAGUUUGAGUGAUGGAGCGCCGACGGUUGCCCCCAUGGCAGAACUUCUGCAUCAAGCCAGUGAUAAUGUGCGUGAUGUAUUGGACAUUGUGGGGUAUAAGAAUGAUAUCGUGCCCAGCCAUGACUCUUCUCGGAAAAGCCAGGAGCAGGAUGGCCGUCCCAGUCCUCAAAGAAUCGAUGAGGCUGCCGAAGAAUGGGAACAUCUCCGCCAGUGGCUCGAUUUCCAGUUCCAGCAUACCUUCAAUAUGACGUCCGAUGAUCUUAACUCCUGGCAUAGUAUAUCUAGGGUGCAAUCUUCAUCGUCUUUGCUCCAUUCAUCGCCGGAAGUCGGUUUGCCAGGGAUUUUCCUUUCGCGAAUAUCUACUCGUGAGUCAGAUCUGGAAUCGCAAGUCUCACCUUCACAUGGAACCAACCUGUCCAUACCGGAUCAGAGGGUUCAGCUCACCGAGCACCCGGUGCGAGUGGAGUUUCCUCACCCGGAUGUCGCUCAUCGUUCCGCAUUCCGCAGUUUGACUUGCACCGUGACUGCUGUCUUCAGCGCUCAAACCCAUGAGCCGGAGGCAAUUGAAGCAUUCGAUAUCCAUAGCGGGGUCAAAGUAACUCAGAGGAUUCUGCACCCAUCGCGCCAGGUUGAGAGCUCGAUGCUCCCUUACGUACCGAGCCGGCGUGUAUCCAAAUCCCUUUCCGAUGGUUAUGCGAUCUGGUUCCAGGGAUUACAUAGGACAAAGAUCGAGGAUGAGCAGGGGCUAACGAGAUUGAAGAUGGUACCAAUCUACGGGUGUCAUGACCGCAAGGACUUCCUUGCAUUCCAGAAGACCCUACUCAAGAGGCGAGUAAUCCGCUGUAUUGACGUGAGGACGAUAUCCGUCAGCACGGGAGAAUGCCACUGCAACUCCGCAGAGACCGUGCGGAUCUUGGAGGAUCCAAUCACGAAGAACCAGUCGCUCUUGUAUUUUGCCUCAUAUCCUGGGACUGGUCGAUGCCCAAGAUUUAUCGAUAGGCCGGUUACUGAGUUUGGCAAAUCCCAUGCAAAGUCAAAACACGUGAAACUGCCGUAUAAUACCAUCUCUCGACGCAGUUCUAUAGAAAGUGCAACUAGCGUCCUAUCCCAGGAAUCACGGCAUUCUGUCUCUUCACGACACUCCCUCUCCACGUCGCCGGGAUCAAACUGA
Molecule: messenger RNA, 2013 nt
Organism: Aspergillus sclerotioniger CBS 115572
Lineage: Eukaryota; Fungi; Ascomycota; Eurotiomycetes; Eurotiales; Aspergillaceae
Exons: 5
Coding region: 1-2013 (670 amino acids)
Source: RefSeq, a predicted model, not a curated record